AAAUUAUAUUUUCCCAUAAACAUAACACACACGGAGCAAACAAUUGCUCUGACUCUGUGUGAUAUUUCGGACGAAAAUUAUUCUUCCAAAACCCUAAAAACCUAAUUUUUAUUAGUGUGUGAUGCUGCAUUUUUUUAUAGUGAUCAUAUAGAUUUUAGUGUUAGUAUUUAUAGGGAUUCGCUGAGUUGUCAGGAGGAAGAUUUUCUUCUUUUGUCUCUUAAAAAGGGACUGUCGUAAAGCUUUAUCACCCUGAUUGUGUUGGAAAGGUUCCUCAAUUUGCGAACUGUGGAGCCCUGGAUUUGUAAGUCGCAUUGCUGCUUCAAUUGUGGUGGAGGUCCAGAAUUUCAUUCUGUUGGCUGUCGGAAAAGCUGUAUGCAAACGUUGUGUUAAGUGUGCGGAGUUUGUGAAGUUCAGAGAGAAACAGAGCUUCUGUGGUCAAUGCUUAAAGCUUCUUAUAUUAAUAAAAAUGUUGAUUUGACUCUGAUGGGGUAUCAUUAAUUAUUAUCUUGCAGGGCAAGAUAAAUUUUAAGGACAGGGAAACAUACGAGAGACUGUUUAAGGACUACCGGGAUCUAAUAAAGGACGUGGAAGGCGUUACUUUACAAGAUCUCCAUUUUACAGACAAGGAGCAAGUUGGCAAUCAAAAAGUUGGCUACAACAGCAAUAAAAAAGAGGGCUAUGGAAAACGUUUGAUUCAGACAAACUUUUUGAAGUGGAUGAACAUUUUGUAUCCAGAUUUGAAGAUAUAUGGGGGAUCUACCAUCACCGUCAAUGGAUCUAUGCAAUGGGGUUCCACAUCCUGCACUGACGUCUAUGAAAAGAACAAUAAGAAAUAAUAGGGAGUUUAUUGGGUGGGGGUCAGCAUCUCUCAUAGAAUUUCUUAUAUCCAUUGGCAAGGAUCCAAGCCAGGCUCGUGAUAUAUAUGAUUUGAACAGCAUCAUCAGCGAAUAUAUAACCAGAAACAAUCUCAUUGGUCGAGAAAAAAAGAAGAGGGUUACAUGUGAUGAAAGACUUUAUUCUCUUUUAGGGAAGAGGAUAGUGCACAAGAAUAAAAUUCAUGACUUGUUGGAACCUCAUUUACUUGCUUCGCAAGAUUCGUCAUCAGAGGAUGAGCUGAGCGAUAACUCGGAAGAGAGUGAAGGUGCUUCAAAUUCUCGCAAAAGAAAAAGAAGGAGGGGACUGGACAAGACAAAUGGGACAAUGGGAAUUAAGGUGGCUCCACGUAGCUGUUUUGCUUCUGUAGUAACUCAAAACAUCAAGUUGGUUUACUUGAAAAGGAGCUUGGUUCAGAAGCUGUCAGAAGAUCUUGAUACCUUUGAUGACAAAGUAGUUGGGAGCUUUGUGAGGGUCAAAAGUGACCCUAAUGACUAUCUCCAGAAAAUUUCGCACCAGCUUCUGCAAGUUACUGGGAUACAGAAGGAUUCAGAGGCGGGUGACAGCUGUACAGGAAUUAUAUUGCAACUCUCAAAUAUGAGUGACGGUGUCCAGAUACGCAUGCUGUCAGAUGAUGAUUUUACUGAGGAAGAGUGUGAGGACCUACGCCAGCGUGUGAAAGACGGUCAGAUGAAGAGGCUCACUACUUUGUAUGUUGAAGGGAAGGCCAGAGUUCUGCACCAGGAUAUCACAUGUCAUUGGAUUGAAAGAGAGCUUGCCCUGUUACAAAAUCUGAUUGACCGAGCAAGUGAGAAGGGAUGGCAAAGAGAGCGUUUUGAGUACCUUGAGAGGAGGGUGUUACUUGAGUCAUCAUCUGAAAAGGAGAAAUUGAUACAAGAAGUUCCACUAGUAAUUGCUGACGAAAUUGAGGCCGAGCCUCCUGCUGAGUUGCCUGGAGAUGAAAACUUUAAAACCAAAUAUUCACCUAGAUCAAUCACUUAUAGGGAUUCAAGAUCUCCUGAAGACGAGUCCAAAAAAGAAACCUCAUCUAGUCCCAAAGAUGGAGAAAGUUUGCAUGCAGGUCCCAAUUGCAAAAGCAAUGGUGUUGCUUAUGCAGUUGCUCAAUCAGAUCUAAUUACGAAUGAAGUUCCAAAUGGGGGAAAUGUUGCUGCUGGAGUGUCUAAUAAUUUACAAGGUCGAGAUGGCAUAAGUAGCAGUGCUGCCUAUGCUGUGGCUCAACUAAACACGGGGAAUAGAGAUAGAAACCGGGAAAUUGUUAAUGGCGGAUCCUCUGAGAACGUAGAAGCUGCAGCAUAUGUUUCUGAUGAGGAAAUCUUCGUUGUUAAGGAAGAGAAGAAUCAACUUCAUUCCGGUGGCAAUGCGAAACAACAAGCGUCAAUAGAGGAUGACAAGCAGUGUAACAAUGAAACAAACAACAAAAAUCAGGAUAAGAAAGGAAAUAUUGUGGUGAUUGAUUUAGAUGAUGACGACGACGACGGCGAUGCUUGUGGAAACCUAAUACUUGAUAACCCUGAAAGUUCGAUAUGGUAUUAUAUAGACCAAGCUGAUAAAGUUCAAGGACCGUUCUCAAUGAGUUUGCUCAAAGGGUGGAAAAGCAGGGGUUGGUUUGGAUCUGAUUUUAGGGUCUGGAAAACAGGCCAGACAAAAGAAGCGGCAAUCCUUCUUACUGAUGCAAUAUCUCAAGUAUUCCAUAUUAGGUAAGAAGUUUGGAGUCCUUUUGAAAUCAUUUUGCACAUACUUCUUUUUAGGAUCAAUUUCAGUUACUCAUCCAUGUUUUGUUAGAGUACAAACAAUCUAUUGCCGGGAAAAAAAAAAUUGAACAGUGAAAGUUCCUUCGGUAAUGCCUUGAAAACACAUCUAAAAUCCUUUUCCUGUUAAAACCCUACUCAUCAUAAAAGGCUCAGUUAUCUUUUCAGAA
Messenger RNA from Papaver somniferum (opium poppy), 2812 nucleotides. RefSeq lists its product as uncharacterized. Bases 748 to 2595 code for a protein of 615 amino acids. NCBI's taxonomy places the organism in Eukaryota, Viridiplantae, Streptophyta, Magnoliopsida, Ranunculales, Papaveraceae. Gene Ontology annotation, molecular function: protein binding; DNA binding. The transcript is spliced from 12 exons. The record is from RefSeq and is a predicted model, not a curated record.